AUGAAGGAAAGUAUUCAAAUUUUAAUUUUGCUUCAAAUCUUUAUCCAACUUAUUGCAAGCACUUGUUUGGAUGGAUGGAUCGAGAUACCCGAAGAGAACACAUGCAUUCAAAUGAGUACUGCAGAUCUUGCCCAUCUACAAGCCCUUCGUGAUUGUCAAACAAAAGCAGCAAGUCUCGUCAAAAUCACUGAUGCUUUCAUGAAUGCGGCGGUGGCUGUAGAGUCAAUGACAUUUGUGAACGGUCGAUUAACUUUGAUUGGAGUGGAGAAAAUGUCGAAUGGUGAAUGGGCGUACUCGGAUGGGACACCAUUGCGGUACACAAAAUGGAAGAGUGGAGAGCCAAAUAAUGGAUAUGCUUGCACAGCGAUUGAUCCAAGAACAGCUUUGUGGCAAACGGUGAAUUGUACCCAGUUGAUGCCGUAUGUGUGUGGAAAACAGGAUAACGAUGCCCCUUGUGAUCUUGAUUGGCUCUAUUCUGUGGACACAAACUUCUGCUAUUACCUCAAGAAUUUCACAGCGACUGAUGGUCAACAUUGGGAUCUUUUCAACUUCACACAAGCUGAGGGAGAAUGUCUUGCUUCGACUUACAAUUUGGCAAGUCUGACAACAGCUGGUAAUGGUGAUCCGUGCAAUUAUGGUCAAGCGUGGAUCGGUCUCUCCUAUUACAAACAGAGUGAAUUGUAUGCGUGGACGGAUAACACUUUCGUUGAUUACAUUGGAUUGCCUGUACUUGAAGCUACCACUAAUUAUGAUUAUACGGUGAUGAAUGAUGUGACUUGUAAUAAAGGAUGGAUGUAUCGACCAACUGUUCAAUUAGCUGCAAGAUUUGUGUGCAAAAAGAAACCUUCAGCU
Mesorhabditis belari is the source of this 852-nucleotide messenger RNA. Lineage: Eukaryota; Metazoa; Nematoda; Chromadorea; Rhabditida; Rhabditidae. The record is from the annotation of a GenBank genome assembly.